This is a messenger RNA of Chroicocephalus ridibundus (black-headed gull), 733 nucleotides long. RefSeq names its product RecQ mediated genome instability 2 (gene RMI2). The record is from RefSeq and is a predicted model, not a curated record. Gene Ontology annotation, cellular component: nuclear speck; cytosol. The transcript has 2 exons. NCBI's taxonomy places the organism in Eukaryota, Metazoa, Chordata, Aves, Charadriiformes, Laridae. Bases 104 to 523 code for a protein of 139 amino acids. Gene Ontology annotation, biological process: maintenance of rDNA; DNA repair; negative regulation of double-strand break repair via homologous recombination.
UUCCCCUGCCUCCCUCCCUCCCUCCCUCAGCGGCCGCAGGCACCGGCCUCCCCUCGCCCGCCUGAGGCCGCCCUUGGCGGCGGCGGGCUGCCGGCACCACAGCAUGGCCGAGGCCGCGCCGGGGCCGCCGGUGAAGGUGCUGGCCGCCCAGCUGCGGGGGGCGGUGCGGGGCGCCGGCGGGACGUGGGAGUUGGGCCGGGCGGAGGCGGGCCGGGCGCCGCUGCGCCUGCGGGUGGUGUGGAUGCAGGGCACCGUGAUGGAGGUGGAGCUCGGCGGCGCCCGCGGCGGCUCGGCCCGGCUGCAGGACGGCAGCGGCCCCUUCACCGUGCUGGGGGUGGAGGCGGUGCCCAAAGGGCGGCCCUGCCUCAGCGCAGGGAACUAUGUAAUGGUGAUGGGUGUGGUGCGGUCCUGCAGUCCUGAGCCUGUUCUUCGAGCAAUAAAGAUGACAGAUCUUUCUGAAAACCUCAUGCAUAAGAAUAUGUGGAGCCUUGAAGUGGAGGAUUUGCACAGAGUCAUUCCCUAGAUACUUCUUUUUCUGCCUAAAAUAACUGGAAAUGUGCUUUUUCUUUUUCUUCUUUCUUUUUUUUUUGGUGCAGAAGAUUGGGCCGUUCUGUGCAUUUGUGGUUUCAAACAACCACCGGUUACUCUUGGAGUAAACCAAAGAGAGAGGUCAGGCUCAGUUAAGUGGAGGGAUCAGUGCAUAUCUGAUAAUAAACACAAUGUUCGUCUCUUU